AUGUCGUCACAGACGCUGGGAGAAGGCUUGAUUCCAAUCAUAAACAAAUUGCAGGACAUAUUCAGCCAGGCGACGCUGGACUUCAAACUUGACUUGCCCCAGAUUGCAGUUGUUGGCAGUCAGAGCAGCGGCAAGUCAAGUGUGCUGGAGGCCUUGGUGGGGCGUGACUUCCUUCCGCGUGGUCCAGACAUCUGCACACGAAGGCCGCUUGUUCUGCAAUUGGUGAAGACCAACGACAAGUCGGGAGAAAAGGGAACCGAAUGGGGAGAAUUCCUGCACGUUAAGGGAAAGAAAUUCUAUGACUUUGAAUGCAUAAGAGAUGAGAUCGCUGCUGAGACUGACAGAGUGGUGGGAGGAAGCAAAGGCGUGUCUGACAAGCCCAUACGCCUCAAGAUCUGCAGCCCUGAUGUCCUGACCAUGACUGUUGUGGAUCUGCCUGGCAUCACACGUGUCCCUGUGGGGGAUCAACCAACUGACAUCGAGAGUCGCAUCCGCGAGAUGAUUCUGGAAUUCGUGCGUCAUCCAACCUGCAUCAUUUUGGCUGUGACAGCUGCAAAUGUGGACUUGGCGAAUUCUGAUGCCCUGAGCAUGGCACAAUCGGUGGAUCCUGAGGGCGUGAGGACCAUAGGUGUGUUGACAAAGGUGGACAUCAUGGAUCGCGGUACAAAUGCAGUUGCGAUGCUGAAGAAUCAGGUGGUGCCUUUACGCUUGGGUUAUGUGGCUGUUGUCAACCGGAGUCAGGAAGACAUCAACAAAAAGAAGGCCAUGUCUGCUGCCCGCAGAAAUGAGGAGGACUUCUUCCACAGCCAUUUGGAAUAUCGAGAGGUUUCAACCCAGACUGGUGUGCCUCAACUUGCACAGAGGCUGAACAGCAUAUUGGUGGCCCACAUUCAAACCAUUCUUCCUGGACUGAGGAGGGAGAUUGCACGUGAAAAGGAGAAGAGAACAGCAGAACUCAGGGACUAUGGCGAUGCACCACCUACAGAUUCGGCGACAGCAAGGGGUGCCAUGCUCUUGGGUUUGUUGAGCGAGUAUUGUCAACGUUUCGCAUCCAUGUUGGAUGGACGGAGUGAAAACGUGCUUGCAGGUUUGGCAGGUGGUGCCAAAAUCCGUGACAUUUUCCAGAAUCAAUUUGUGAGACAGUUGACGGAGUUAGAAUGGAGGGCCGACCUGUCCUCAGAACUCAUCCGCACCACCAUCAGGAACAGCUCCGGGGUGUCUGGCUCACUCCUGAUCCCCCAGGAGCCCUUCGAGAUUUUGGUGCGCAGGUCCAUAAAACGCCUGCUGGAACCUGCCCUGCGCUGCAAAGAUGCUGUACAGAAUGAACUGCUCAGAUUGGCAGCAGACUGUGCCCCACAAGAGCUUUCCCGAUUUUCUGCGCUUCAGCGUGGCCUGUCUAUAGCAGUUGGGGAGUACAUUCGCGCAGGUGGGGAGCCUGCUGACCAAAUGAUUCGUAGCCUGAUUGACUGUGAACAUGGCUACAUCAACUACGAUCACCCUGACUUCAUUGGGGGGAAAAGUGCAGUUGCUGCAGUUCUUGCAGACAAGAAAAUGCGUUCUGGAAAGAAAAUAGAUUCAGCCAAGCAGCAGGCAGAUGCUGCCCUUGACCAGGGCCUACGGAAUCAGCAGGGCAACACUGACAAUCGUCCCCAACCAACUGUCAUCCGCAAUGUGAGAGGCCCCAGAGUGGAAACAGCUGGCAGCAGUGCCAUGGUUGGACUGAAGGGCAUCAGUGAUAGCAGUGGCAGUUUAUCACAAGCGUCCCAGACUCAAUCUGGUGGCCGGACAGAAUUCAACAAUGAUGGGACACCAGGGGGUGGUUGGUUCAGUUCGCUGUUUACAGGCCGGCCUGAAGUGCCACAGUAUCCCGCCAGCAGCGGGUCUGUGGAUCCGCCAGCAUCGUCAUCUUCACCUACUUCGAUGCCUGAUGAAAACUCAGAGACGCAUCGACAGAUCGACAUCGCUGUUGACAUCACAAGGAAGCUCGUUGACAACUACAUGAACCUAGUGCAGGGCAACAUAACCGACAUGGUUCCAAAGAUUAUCAUGCAUUAUCUGGUCCAUCGAUCACGGAAGGGUCUGCAGCAACACCUUAUUGGGAAAUUGUACAAGGAGGAGUUAUUUGAUGAACUUGUGAGUGAGCGUGAAGAUGUGAUGAAGAAGCGGCAGAACUGCCAGGCUGCAGUGCGAGCUCUCUCUGAGGCCCUUCACACACUUGACGCCAUGCCACAGGAGCUUGCUGAACACCAGUGUCCAUCUUUUAUUCGGCAGAAUUCUGGCUUUGGAGAAUCGAUUGAUCGCAUUAAGACUUCAACAGGUGGCCACCGACGAUUCACAGCAGGAGACCGCCACCCAUCCCUGCCAAGAGCAGCCACGCAGAAGGCGUUACGCCAUUCAUCCCUCGGCCCAGGGGAUGGAAAAGCAAACCCUUUUGCAUUCCCUUCAUAG
Messenger RNA from Ostreobium quekettii, 2448 nucleotides. The record is from the annotation of a GenBank genome assembly. NCBI's taxonomy places the organism in Eukaryota, Viridiplantae, Chlorophyta, Ulvophyceae, Bryopsidales, Ostreobiaceae.